Artibeus jamaicensis (Jamaican fruit-eating bat) is the source of this 2490-nucleotide messenger RNA. It is a transcript of the gene ATP1B2, whose product is annotated as ATPase Na+/K+ transporting subunit beta 2. Gene Ontology annotation, biological process: potassium ion import across plasma membrane; sodium ion export across plasma membrane; intracellular potassium ion homeostasis. Gene Ontology annotation, molecular function: ATPase activator activity. Lineage: Eukaryota; Metazoa; Chordata; Mammalia; Chiroptera; Phyllostomidae. Gene Ontology annotation, cellular component: sodium:potassium-exchanging ATPase complex. The record is from RefSeq and is a predicted model, not a curated record. The transcript has 10 exons. Bases 159 to 1127 code for a protein of 322 amino acids.
CCCGCGGGACUCGUUCCCUGCCGCCAAGAUGGUCAUCCAGAAAGAGAAGAAGAGCUGCGGGCAGGUGGUUGAGGAGUGGAAGGAGUUCGUGUGGAACCCGAGGACACACCAGUUCAUGGGCCGCACCGGGACCAGCUGGGGCGUCCAAACCCCCAGUGAUGCUCUGGGCUGGGAGGGGACAGAAUCACCGGUCUAAUCUCCCUGGCUGGCGCUGCGGAGGCAGAGAAACCUUUAUCCUCCUCUUCUACCUCAUCUUCUAUGGUUUCCUCACGGCCAUGUUCACUCUCACCAUGUGGGUGAUGCUGCAGACUGUCUCUGACCAUACCCCGAAGUACCAGGACCGACUGGCCACACCAGGCUUGAUGAUUCGUCCCAAGACUGAGAACCUUGAUGUCGUUGUCAACGUCAGUGACACUGAAAGCUGGGACCAGCAUGUUCAGAAGCUCAACAAGUUCUUGGAGCCUUACAACGACUCCAUCCAAGCCCAAAAGAAUGAUGUCUGCCGCCCUGGGCGCUAUUAUGAACAGCCAGAUAAUGGAGUCCUCAACUACCCGAAACGUGCCUGCCAGUUCAACCGGACCCAGCUGGGUGACUGCUCUGGCAUUGGGGACCCCACCCACUAUGGUUAUAGCACUGGGCAGCCCUGUGUCUUCAUCAAGAUGAACCGGGUCAUCAACUUCUAUGCAGGAGCAAACCAGAGCAUGAAUGUUACCUGUGUGGGGAAGAGGCCCCGCCACCAUAGGGACAAGGGGAAACAUCCUGCCAGCUCUUUCCUCACCCCUUCUCCUUGCUUCCUACUGAGCUCUUACUCAUUUAGCUGUUCUCUCUUGGCUCUGCUCCAGAAACCGGUUCCUGAGGAUGGGCGAGAUGAAGAUGCUGAGAAUCUGGGCAGCUUUGUCAUGUUCCCUGCCAAUGGCAACAUUGACCUCAUGUACUUCCCCUACUAUGGCAAAAAGUUCCACGUGAAUUACACACAGCCCCUGGUGGCCGUAAAGUUCCUGAAUGUGACCCCCAAUGUGGAAGUGAACGUGGAGUGCCGAAUCAACGCAGCCAACAUCGCCACAGAUGAUGAGCGAGACAAGUUCGCUGGCCGAGUGGCCUUCAAACUCCGCAUCAACAAAACCUGAGACCCCUUCCUUCCGCCCCCCCCACCUCUUUCCUUGGAUGCUUCUGGAAUGUCCCUCUUCCUAUACUUCUGAACCCAGCCUGAUUAAUGUACAUCGUGAUUCCCCACUUUCACAUAACUUCCACCAUCUCUCCCAACCCUAGUUCAGUCAGAGACAGGGGGAUGGGAUUCCAAGGAGGUCACAGAGGAGCUGCCUGGUUUAGCUGUGAGUGGGGUGUCCCCACAGCUACCCUCCUAUCCCCUGAGAGAUACAGAAAAUGCCUGCCCACCUGCACACCCACACAGCUACACCCACACACUCUUAUUUCACCCCAUGGCUUCAAGACAGGAACGUGGCUCCCAGUUCUUCCAUUCCUAAGUGUAGCUAGCUGCUGCUACCCUUCUCUGCCUCCCACGCUUUUCCCCUCCCAGCAUACACUGUUGGUGUCUUGGUGGCUCCUCUGGUCAAUCUGUGUCCACCUCUUCUCCAUCUCCACUCUCUUUCCAGGAUGGGCACCUUAGGAUGAGUUUUUUUUCCCCCUAUUUCCUGGCACAUUCCUCUUUUCAUCCUCAGGUGCCUGUGUGAGCUGGGAGUGAGAGUCUGGAAGAGAAGUCUGUGCUGGUUUUUCUUGAAAAUUCUCUUCCUGGUCUCUGUCACCCAAACAGGCACUCCUCAGAGGGGCAAUGUCGACCUAGGCUGAAUAUCCACUUUGUGUUUGCCAAUGGCUCCCUUACUCCUGUCCAAUUUCCCAGAAUAUCCUUCAAAUUCAAGUUCCCAGGAGCCUUGGGGGAGGGGCAGCCAUUUUGGAUCUGUCCCUAGUGGCCACCUUGGAAACGUCAGCAAGCUCUGGGACUGACUAUUCCACCUCCUUCCCCUGGCCCAGAUCUGCCCCCACCAUCCUCUCUCCGGCUUCUCUUAGCAAUUUAUCAAUUAAUCACUAACUUUUCCCCUUUUCUCUGCAUACCAGCCUGAAACUUGCAAAUACCCCUUCAUUUUAGGUCCUGAAUUUUCUGGCUUCAAAUCCCUCUGCAUUUUUAAAUCACAUCCUAGUAACCAUAGAAUUGUAAAAGAGGGACCUCCUGUAUUCUUGAGUUAAAGAGGCAUUUGAACUUUCUCCUCCGGUGCCCUUCACUCCCUUGCUUCUCUAAUCUCACGUUUCUUUUUUGGGCUGCAGCCUCCACACCUGCCCACUAAUGGACUCUUCCCUUUUUUCUCUUGUCAGAUCUGAGUUUCUUCCCUUUGGGUCCCCAUGUUUUCCUGCACUGCCCUUGCCCCAGUGGUCUCUCUGCAGUUAUUUAAUGCCUGUGUCAGAUCUACUGUAAAAAGAGGAUUAAGUACAGUAAAAUGAGAGCAAUUAUAUAUAUAAAUAUAUAUCAUACACAGA